Nymphalis io (European peacock) is the source of this 4430-nucleotide messenger RNA. RefSeq names its product 2-phosphoxylose phosphatase 1. Lineage: Eukaryota; Metazoa; Arthropoda; Insecta; Lepidoptera; Nymphalidae. The transcript is spliced from 7 exons. Gene Ontology annotation, molecular function: phosphatase activity. Gene Ontology annotation, biological process: dephosphorylation. The record is from RefSeq and is a predicted model, not a curated record. The coding region runs from base 121 to 2043 and encodes 640 amino acids.
UCAAUAUUGCCGUAAAGUGUUUAAAAUAAAAUGUCCCUUUAUAAAAUCCUAAGUAUUUGUUAUUUUCGACUGCGAUAGAAAUGCUUCUUUGUCAUAUGAGUACUGUGCUCAAUAUAUGAAAUGAUGAAGUUUUCGUUUCAACACAGAGCUUUUUAUUGUUACUUUGGUAUGAGUGUUUGGAUUUUUUUCCUGAUAACUGUUGUUUACAAGUAUAUGUCAGUUGGAGAAGAAACGGUUGCAUUGAAGGUAACACAGAACGAGUUUGUAUCAAAAACAGACUCCAAAUAUAGGAAACUAUUUCUCCGAGCAUGCAAUCCACCUGACAGCAUUGUUAGAGGAUCAGAAGCUGCUGUAGACACUGACACAUGGCUAUUGCAAGGAGUGUUGGUGGUAACCAGACAUGGAGACCGUGGUCCCCUUACCCAUCUCAGGGGAGGUGAUAAACUACCAUGUGAUACGGUGCCUGUCUCUCCUAUGCUCAAAAGUUACGAGGAGUUUGUGUUGAAUGCGAGUGCGUCGGGUCGCGCGUGGUGGGUCGCGGGCCCGGGGCCCUUCCACAACUUCCCCUCCCUCCCCCGCGCCGCCGCCACGCACUGCGCGCUCGGGCAGCUCACGCCGACUGGUGUUCUGCAGAUGAUCACCGUUGGUAAUAUACUCAGAGAGGCCUAUGGGGAUAAACUUGGCGCGGAAUAUAUGGAUUUGACAGGGAAACGUGACACAGGCGGCGUGGUGCUCAGCACGCGCUACCGGCGCACGUUCCAGUCGGCGCAGGCGCUGGCGUGGGGCGGCACGCGCGCGGCGGGCGCGGCGCGCGAGGCGCACAGCGUGGCGUUCUGCUUCCGCCACUGCGCCUGCGCCGCGCUGCACCAGCUGGACAAAAAAAUAAGCUUGCAGGCGAAAAGUCGCUUGGAAUCCCAUCCAGCCGUAAAGGAAUUGAUACAUAAACUAUCAAAAGUGUUAUUCGAAUCUCAAGAGUACAUUGACGCGGAUGUGGUCAGAGACGCGCUGUUAGCGUAUAUGUGUCACGACGCGCCAUUACCGUGCACGGAGAAACUUAAUAAAUUGAAACCGAAGCGAUCACUUACGAAGGGAAAGAGGAAAUUGCGUUCCGAAACUCUCCCAAACAGACACCUUUUAGACGUUGAUAUAGACACUUUGAACAUGGAAUUGGAUUAUAUAAACAAUCAACUAGAUUUCAAUAACGAGAUUGGCAGAAAAGCCAGAGACAUCAUAGGGAGGUACGAUAAACAAAAGGCCCCUCUAGAUUUCGACGCCCAAAUGGAGAGGGAGAAACUACUUUACUACCAACAGAGAUAUAUGGACAAUGCAGAUACAUACGACGACGUUGUUAUCGUUAAAAAGAAUUUAGAUGGAGAUUUCAAUUUUCCAAACGACGCUCGAGAGACUGACUUUGAUGAAGAUUACAGGGAACCGACGCCUGAGAGCAAGGAAGAGUUUUGUAUAAAGAAGGAACACGUGAUGUCCGUUUUCGCUUAUCUGGAAUGGAGUUACAAGCAAGAAGUUAAGAAUAUUCAUAACAGACGACGAGGUCUUUUGAUAGCGUACGGCUUAAUCCACAACAUCGUCCAGAACAUGAUAAGAAUAAUAUCAGAGAGCCGACCGAAGUUUGUGCUGUACUCGGGACACGAUAAAACGUUGCAAGCGUUAAUAUUAGCGUUAGGUCUCAAUAGUUACCAGCACUACAAUAUACAGUACGCUUCGAGAAUGAUAUUCGAAGUUUACAGGAAGAAAGAUCUACGCGAUGAGUUUAAAUUCACCAAAAGAAAAGCCGUAGCCCAAGAUUUUUACUUUCGCGUCGUCUACAACGGCGACGACGUGACGAAUAAACUCAGCUUCUGUAGGAAUCGACAGAAUAUUGUGAUGAAGGUCAACGACCCGAUCGAUGAUGUUAAAACGUACAAUACAUAUCUAUGUCCAAUUGAAAAUAUCGUCAGAUUUAUACAUGAUGAUUUUUUCAUAGGUUUCAAUGUUAGUAAUUUUAAAGACGCAUGCGCAACGUACGGUAGUUCGAAGCGCGUUUGAAGAUAGAUUUUGUGAUGUUUUCAUUUAUUUACAAGUAAUCAUAUUUACUAAGUGUAUUUGAGGAUAUUGUAACGUGUAAUAUGUUGGAAUUUAGAAAUUGUUAUCUUAAAAGUAUAGGUUUAAUUGAAUAAUUGUAUUUUCUAAAUCAUAUCAUAUCUGACUCGGGAUAACAAAAUCGAGAGAAAUUUUUUACCUCAUGUGAAUAUUGAAAGAUGCUCUACAUGAGUAAUUCAGAAACCUAAUUUCCAUUAGGUUUACUAAUAUCAGUAAAAUGAUACAAUGUUAGCAGUUCUCUCUGGCAUUUUCUAACUUUAUCACGAAUACUAGAUGGAUGUUGAGUAUAACUAUAAUUCCUCACGAAUAUCUAUAGCCGAUGAUAAAUAGAAUAACGUCCUCCCCACCGAACUUCGGCUAAAACAGCCAAAGGCAUAACUGCAACCAGACAAGGUUGUGCGGAAAUAGGAAUUUCUUUGUCACUCCUAAGUCCGAUUGAAUAACUAUCCGAAUCAAUCCAGUGAACGACCAAGGUGCAGGAAUGUGCCCCUACCAUAUUUUUAUUUCAUAUCGUUUAGCAGCAUGCUAAUAGAAGUUCAAUGUAUGUGUAAUAGAAAAUCCCAAUUUUUUAUUAACCUGAAUUGCUAUUCGAAACGGGGACCGCACAAUAGACCAAAAGAUAAUUAAAUAGCGACACAUUUACACGAAAAUAUAGGUAUGAUACUCAAAAUAUUAAUUUCGAAAAUAAUAAUUGAUAAGGUUUAUCCCUAAAUUGAUUUAAAAAUACAUAUCGAAAAAAUAUAUUAUAACUGGCACGUACUUAUGUAUUAUUUAUUGAGAUUAUAUAGACUGAUUAAGUAUUAAAAUUUAAUUUGAAUAUUUAAAUUUUUAGGCGGAAUAUAGACAAAUCGAAACCUUUUUUAAAAUGCAUUUAAUUAUUUGGGUGAGAAUAUGUUGCCAUAUAAAAAUAUAAAUAAUAAUCAACAGCUUUAAAAUAAAGAAAAAUUACAAGACGAUAGUUUCGUUAUAUACAUUUUAAUACAAUUAAUGAUUACUUAAGUGGUCUACUUAUGUUUGAUUUACUUCUAGAUCUCAAAUCUUAAUGUAUUUUUAUUUAUUUUUAACGUACGUACAUAGUAUUUUUAUUCACAAUUAAGUAAAUAAUAUUUUAAUAUGGAAAAUUAUGUGUAGUCUAUUCCAAAGGAAAAAAGAUAAACAAACACAUAUUUAUAUAUUGGAUGCAAUGUGAUUAGCUACGUAACAUAAUGCACUACAGGCGAUUCUUGAUUAUUCUAUAUAUUCUUUUAAUAUAACACUUAUAUCCGGUUUAACUUUAUUUCCAGAUUUCAGAUAAUAAUUUCGUCCGCAUUCAAAAAUAAUAAUGACAUAGAUUGUUUAAGGUCUCGAUGAUGUCAUGCCAGUUCAUAGUUGUUUAUCUUUAUUCUUCCUACCAUUUGAAUAAGCUAUGCAAUGUUAUUUAUUGAAAAAUGUUAACAAUGCAACUUGACAAAACUAAAAAAAUACCUCUUUCGAUCUCAAAUACCAGUUAUAAUUUAAUAAAUAUGAUUAAUUUUAUAUAUUUAAUAACUUAUAUUAAGUAACUGACUGAGUUUAUAAUAACAUAAUUUUGUAUCUUAUAAAUUCAGUAAAUUAUUUAAAUAAAUAUAAUAUAGUUAAAAAUAAAGUAAACAUAACAGCCAGUAAAUGACCAACCAGCGCUUUGGCCCCCUCCCUUGAUUCUCCUCAAGAGGAGGUUUUGUUAGAGCUCCAAUUCCACUACGCUCCUUCGAUACUGAUUGUUACAUGUAACAGAUUUUCAACCGAUAUGUGUAGUUUUCACGUUGUUGUCUUGACCAUCAAGAUUGAGAUGUAAUAUUGAUACAAAGUCACGUGAAAACUCAAUGGUAUCCAAAAUUGAACCUGUAAUCCUUGUUUUAGAUUUGAGCGUUUUAACCACAGCGCCAUUAGGGCUUAAAAUGUAUAAUGAAAAUUAAUAAAUUUGUAUUAAUAUUACUACUAAUUGAGUUUUUUGUAUUAAUUUGUCAUUCGUAGAUGAAUAGAAUUAUCUUAAAAGACUGCACAAAAGUAUUUAUCACAAAUUUUAUAAAAUGUGUUAGAUUUAGAUAAGUAAUAAAUAGUUUGUAUUCAGUUUAAUAAUGUAUUUGUAACUAUAAUAAAUGUAUUUUUUAUUUUAAUAUUUAUUAAUGUGAAACCUCUUUGGGCGCGAUAAGAAUUAAGUUUAACGUUUAAAGUUUCUAACGCAAAAAGGUUUCACUUCGGCCACGUGAUGAUUUGUACGCGCUGCUUUGUAUCUGUUGACAUCUUACUGUAUUUUACACUUAUAUUCUUAUAUAAAAAAUACUAACGCACAUUGUACGUUCUUACAUAUCAUU